This is a messenger RNA of Nematolebias whitei (Rio pearlfish), 1947 nucleotides long. RefSeq names its product cyclin Pas1/PHO80 domain containing 1 (gene cnppd1). Gene Ontology annotation, cellular component: nucleus; cyclin-dependent protein kinase holoenzyme complex. The transcript has 8 exons. NCBI's taxonomy places the organism in Eukaryota, Metazoa, Chordata, Actinopteri, Cyprinodontiformes, Rivulidae. The record is from RefSeq and is a predicted model, not a curated record. The coding region runs from base 122 to 1384 and encodes 420 amino acids. Gene Ontology annotation, molecular function: protein kinase binding; cyclin-dependent protein serine/threonine kinase regulator activity. Gene Ontology annotation, biological process: regulation of cyclin-dependent protein serine/threonine kinase activity.
CAUUUUUUAGUACAACACCGGUCAGGGUGUGCCGCGACAAGCCGAGCAGAGGCAGGGGCGUCGGGUCAGGUGGACUUCUCACACACUUUUCUUGCGGACCGAUGUUAAAUCUACAUUAAAUAUGGAUUUCCAAGCUUUAUUUAACGAAAAUACGUUUCCGUUUUCGGACUUCCAGGAGUUCACGCUUCUUCCUGGACACCAAAAACUGACUGAACGAGUGAGGAAAAGACUUUAUUACGGCCUGGACCCAGACGUCUCUUUAGAUGGCCUUUCCUGCCCUGUUACAGAUAUCGCUGUGGAAAUCCUCCAGAAGUCCGCCCCAAGCCCGAUACGGAAACUCCAGAAGAAGUAUGCUGCUCGCGUUGCAAGGGAGGCUUGCAUCUCUCCGUGCGCCAUGAUGCUGGCUUUGGUCUACAUAGAACGGCUCCGACACAGAAACCCAGAAUACCUGCAGAAGAUCUCCUCGUCUGACCUUUUCCUGAUCUCAAUGAUGGUUGCCAGCAAGUAUCUGUACGACGAAGGCGAGGAGGAAGAGGUUUUCAACGACGAGUGGGGAGCAGCCGGGAAACUGGACGUGCAAACCGUCAACAACCUGGAGAUGAAUUUCUUGAACGCCCUUGAGUGGAGCCUCUUCACGGAGCCGAAAGACUUCUUCGACACGCUGAGCCAGCUGGAAACCAGCAUCGCGGAACGUCAGGGGAUGAAACGAGGGUGGUUCACGUACACCGACCUGUGUGUGCUGCUGGAGCAGUCCGCAUGGAGUCACGCCCUGACCGCUGUCUAUCAGCACUUUACAAAGGUUUCCUGUCUGCUCGGCCUGGUUUAUCUAACGAGCGUAGCCGGCCUCAUCGCCACCAGUGCUGUGCUGCACCAGCUCAGUCUCUCCAGGAGCAGCCAGUCCCUUCUCCUUCCCUCGCACGAGACCAGUUCCCCUCCCAUCCACACAUCGGGUCCAGAAGCCCCCGCUGCAGCCUGCUGUCUUCUGGCCAAUGAGAGUCUGAGCGGUCAGGCCGGCUCUCUGGAACCUGGACAGAGUUCCCCGUCAGUGUCUGCGCACACGUCUGUUCCGUCUUCCCUUCUUGCUUCGGUGAUUCGCGUACAUCCUGACGUGGGAACUCCUCAGUCCCGCUCUGCGUCCGCCGCCGUCCGCCCUGGCUGUGUUGCGACCCGUUCUCGUUUUCAGUGUCGGAUUCAGAACGCCUCGUCACUUCCUGGUUACGGUCCCUUCAACAACCGCCUGCCGCUGCCCUCCAACCCUCUCGCGGCGGCAGAGCCGAGUCUGGACACUUCCUUCGGGCUGUUCCCGCCUCCAAACCUGCACCGUUGCCGUCCAGAGUUCCUGCUUCCUGUCAACAAAUACCAAGCUCUGAUCAUGCCUGGCUAGGAACAUCACUUUUUUUUUUUUUUUUGCUUCCAUGGCACAUAUCGUCCUCGGGUCUUCUGUGGCUUCUCCAGACGUGACGGUGCAGAGAAGGUGGAGUUCUGUGGUGCAAAAGCAGAGAUUAAUACGUUUUAUUUUCACUCCACGUGACUUUAAUAUGCAGAGAUUACACGUUUUAUUUAGCGUCAGCGAAACGAUUAAACUUAUCGAAGUGUCUGGUUUACAUCUUUAGUGUUGGAUUUAAGUUUUAAACAUAAAAGCUGGUUGAAUGAAGGUUAAACAUAAAUCGAGAGCUUUACGAUGUUUGGUGACAAAAUGUUACAUUCUUAAAAUACUUUUCCUGCAUGAUGCAUUUCAAGCUGUUCGUAAGCUGCGUUUUUUUUUUUUUUUUGUUCAUCUGAAAUUUGCGCACUGAUGCUUUUUCAUCACAAUACGCCACUUCUCUCGUUUCUUUGUCGCCAUUUAUGCAAACACCGGGGGGAGGGGGGGGGUGUCGUAUAUAUUUUUUACAUUACACAUCAAAGCUAAUGACUCCCAAGUAUUUGAAUUUGAUACACUUUAAAGCA